AUUAAAAUAUAAAAGUAGUGAAGUUGCGACGUGACUCUUUGAUUCCAUUACUCGAAUCGUUACUCAAGUUAUUUCACCUCCUCCUUCUAUUUCUCCAGCUUUUACUAUUUCGUCCCAAAUCAGAACCAGAUACAGUUUCGGCAGAAGCAGACCAAAGGUUCAACUCAGAAUCUGGGCCGUGAAGUGCUUGUCCCUGGUCCAUAGGAUCUGAUUUGGGACAUAAAGGUAGCACACUUUCUUUGCCGGAAACGUUAAAAAUAUCGAGCUUCCAUGUCUGGGAAACAAUCUUCAUCGUCGACACCAACUAUAGCUGCUCGAGAAGUUGAUCCGUCGUUGCAGGAUUUGAAUGAAAAGAAACAGAGUUUUAGACGCAACGUGGUGUCGUUAGCGGCGGAGUUGAAGGAGCUUCGUAGUCGUCUUUCGUCGCAGGAACAAUCAUAUGCCAGAGAAACUCUAACAAGACAGGAAGCAGAGACAAAUGCCAAGAAUAUGGAAUUGGAAAUUGGCAGGUUGCAGAAGAAUUUGGAACAAAAAGACCAGGAGCUUCAGGCUUCAGCUUUCUCUACUGAGAAGUAUCUGAAGCAGUUGGAUGACCUUAGAUCACAGCUUGUAGCAACGAGGAAAACUGCUGAUGCAAGCGCUGCAUCAGCUCAAUCAGCGCAGCUUCAAUGUUCAGAACUUGUAAAAGAACUAGAUGAGAAAAAUGGUUCACUGAGAGAGCACGAGGCUCGUGUCCUAAGGUUAGGGGAGCAACUGGACAAUUUACAGAAGGAUCUUCAGGCAAGAGAAUCUUCACAAAAGCAAUUGAAAGAUGAAGUUUUGAGAAUUGAGCACGAUAUUAUGGAGGCUCUUGCAAAAGCCGGAGAGAACAAGAACUGUGAACUGCGGAAAAUCUUAGAUGAGGUUUCUCCUAAAAAUUUUGAGAAGAUGAAUAAGCUUCUUGUUGUUAAGGACGAAGAAAUAACAAAACUAAAGGAUGAAAUUAAGAUCAUGUCCGCUCACUGGAAGCUAAAGACUAAGGAAUUAGAGUCACAGUUGGAGAAACAGCGGCGUACUGAUCAGGAGCUGAAGAAGAAGGUGUUGAAGCUGGAAUUCUGUCUACAGGAAGCUCGUUCCCAAACACGAAAACUCCAAAGGAUGGGUGAUCGACGGGACAAAGCUAUUAAAGAACUGAGAGAUCAAUUAGCGGCAAAGCAACAAAGAGAAAUUGUGGGUACAGAUAAGCAUAAUCAGAAUUUCUGGGACACGUCUGGAUUCAAAAUCGUGGUCUCUAUGUCCAUGUUGGUCUUGGUGGUAUUUUCAAGGCGUUGAAUCCAAAAAAAUUCUUGUGUAUAGAGUUACCUAUAUACUUUAGCAGACUAGAGAACUUGUAGAAGCCUUUUUGGGAUGUAGCAAUGCAGUUUUAUAGAUAAACUAGUUUUAGCUUUAGCUUGUGCAGUAUGUACAUGUAGCAUUAGCAUCACAAAUUUUCCAGUGAUCCAGAAAAUACAUCGCAGACAGUAGUUGCGUUUUCUCAUUUAUUUAUGGCGCCAUUACUAUUAUUUGUUGUGCUAGUUGAGCUUAGUUCAUGCAUUUCUCAGAAAAGAAAGUGAUGUGAUGGUUCUUUUAACGUGAUCAUAAUGUU
Vigna umbellata (rice bean) is the source of this 1624-nucleotide messenger RNA. NCBI's taxonomy places the organism in Eukaryota, Viridiplantae, Streptophyta, Magnoliopsida, Fabales, Fabaceae. The record is from RefSeq and is a predicted model, not a curated record.